Messenger RNA from Geodia barretti, 369 nucleotides. NCBI's taxonomy places the organism in Eukaryota, Metazoa, Porifera, Demospongiae, Tetractinellida, Geodiidae. The record is from the annotation of a GenBank genome assembly.
AUGAAUUAUAAUAAGAAAGGACUCCUCCGCCUCCUUGAGUUAAUGGUGCAGGGUCAAAUGUCUCGUCUCGUUAUCACACAUAAAGAUAGACUUCUCCGAUUUGGUGCAGAGAUCGUUUUUCGUAUUUGCGAACUCAAAGGUAUAGAAGUUGUCAUUAUCAACAAAGGUGAACAACCUUCUUUUGAGGAAGAACUCACACGUGACGUAAUGGAAAUCAUGACUGUAUUUUGUGCGAAACUCUACGGACAACGUUCUCAUAAGUCGAAGAAAAUGGCUCAAGAGAUAGCGAAUAUCGUAUCCGAAGAAAAAGAACAAUUGGAACUACAAUUUGGAACUCCGAACCCAGAAAAUAGCACUCAAUCCAAAUAA